Venturia canescens is the source of this 3390-nucleotide messenger RNA. Its product is annotated as probable G-protein coupled receptor B0563.6. Gene Ontology annotation, biological process: G protein-coupled receptor signaling pathway. The transcript is spliced from 6 exons. NCBI's taxonomy places the organism in Eukaryota, Metazoa, Arthropoda, Insecta, Hymenoptera, Ichneumonidae. The record is from RefSeq and is a predicted model, not a curated record. Gene Ontology annotation, cellular component: membrane. Gene Ontology annotation, molecular function: G protein-coupled receptor activity. Bases 1279 to 2460 code for a protein of 393 amino acids.
GCGAUUUGCCCACCCCGAGCUGCUCUCGAGCGAUCUCGAUUCUCGUGUCAAUUUAACGCGUCAUCCUCUUACACUUUCAUUCUUCUUUUCCUCAUUUUUCUUUCGCGCGCCCCCUUUAUCCCUCGCGACAAAACUCUUUUAUCAGCGAUUAUUCCCUCAUCGAGAUCGGAUUAUUAUCGCGGAAUACAUUUGACAAGAGAUAACGCAGUCGUGAUCGUAUUACCGAUACGGAGAUUCGAGCACGCAAAAUAUCGUUCGAUAACCAUUCGUUUAUCAUGGUGCUCAAGAUUUAUUGUUUCGAUGAAAAGUAUCCUGGUCGUGCUCCUCUUCCGGGAUAUCUGUCAGGAUACGAGAACGUCUCAGGUUUCGACCCUCGAUCAUAAUCCCCUGAUCGAUCACUCACCGGAAUGCGGAGGAUUAACGAAAACAAGUGGGAGUAACAUUUGAAAAUAUCUCACGUAAUGCUGUUGGAAUCUACGGAUUCGGUCGACUUCCGUUUCAAUCUUUCGUACUCUCGUAAAAAACUACCUCACGAAAGAUCGAAGAACUGAGGGUAAAAGAGGGACUGAGGCAGAGUACGAGAAAUCGAAGAACUUCCGGUUGCCGGAAUUGGAGAACAUCUCCGCGUCGUGGCCUUCCCGCGUGUACGGGCUUGAAAUUUCGACGAUGCAUUCGAUCGCCGAGCUCGUCGUUGGGAAAGGUGUGUUACCACUCGCCUCGGCGAAAUUUCGCUUGACUACGAAGCGGCGAAUCACCAAAGGGGUGGAAACGAGAUCGGUAUGCAAAGCGAGACACGGCGGUCCCUUCGUCAUAGCCACGACGACGAGGCAUAUAACCGAGAGAAAUCCUGGUGAAACCUCGCGCUAGGGGAUAAGAGGCAAAACCACCUUGGAAGGGAAAAAAGGGAGAUCAAAAGAGGGUGGAAAAUCAAGCAGAAAGCCAAAACUGUGAUUGGCGGGAGAAGAAAAAUGAUGUAAGAAGUCUUUGAAGGACGAUUGAGGAGCGAGAAAAAUCGAAAAAUGUUAAAAAUGAUUUGCCAAAUGAAUUUCCAAAUGGUCGUAAAUGAAGGGAAAAUAAUAAAGAAAAUAAAUAUCACAUAAAGAAUUUACGAACUCAAACAAUCCAAGUGAAUCUCGAUUGAAAAAAACCAUUAUUUUAGGCUCCGUGUGAAGCGGUUGAAAAUGAACGAAACCGACGAGAUUUUCAGGGGAGUGAAAAUAAAAAGUGGAAAAUUAAGGGAGUGAUAAGAAAAAUAAUAAUAUUAUCGGUCUGGACAAAAUGACUGACAGUUCGAACGCGAGUGACAUCGAUACACCGCGUUUGUGCAUGUUACCGGAAGACCUCGAGACCCUGGAGGACCCACGAACAGCUUCCCUCAGGAGGGUCAGUUACGGAAUUAUUUUACCGGCUAUUUGUUGUCUCGGCAUCGUCGGCAAUGUUCUCAAUCUCGUCGUCCUUACGCGACGCAAUAUGAGAGGCACCGCCUACAUUUACAUGAGAGGAUACGCGGCUGCAGCGCUCCUCGCAAUAUUGUUCUGCAUACCUUUCGCACUGAGAGUUCUCAUCCACAAGGAAACUGGACGAUGGAGCAACUGGCCGCAGGCUUUUUAUCAUGCCCAUCUCGAACUUUUCCUCGGCAAUGGGUGUCUCGGUGUAGGAGUAAUGAUGCUCUUGGCACUGACCGUCGAACGCUACGUGAGCGUCUGCCAUCCUGGACAACACACGAGGCCACUUUGCGGACCUCCCCACAUCAUGGUCAGCCUCAUACCAAUCGCCACUUUUUUGAUUUAUCUUCCGAGUCUUUUUCGAGGCGAAGUUACCACUUGUCUCGUUGCACCGGGAGGUCCGCUGAUUUAUCAGAAACGUGAUAAUCUCAGAUUCCUUCAUUCGGUCUUCUAUCAGAUUUACAAAAUAGUGCUGGAAGUCGUAUUCAAAGUGGCACCAACGAUUUUACUAGCAGGCUUAAAUCUUCGAAUAAUGAUAGUGUACAGAAAUUCUUGUGAGCGUAGAAGACGAAUGACACUAUCGAGAACGGUGAGCAGCGACGAGGAUCAUCGAACAUUCGCUGAGGAGAGGCGUUUGGUAUUGUUGUUGGGAAGCACGAGUAUACUAUUCCUCGUUUGCGUCAGUCCAAUGGUCAUACUAAACGUGACACUGAGCGAGAGUAAUUUGAGUCUUUAUCCGUACCAGGUCUUUCGUGCCCUCGCCAAUCUACUCGAAGUCAUAAAUUACUCGAUAACGUUCUACAUCUACUGCCUCUUCUCCGAGGAUUUUCGCAACACCCUCAUACGCACGGUGCAGUGGCCUUGGACGAUGAGCAGCAAAACUGGCGCCGCCGGUGACAACAGACGUGCUCCGAUCAACAGAUCGACGAUUCCCAGGCCCACGACCACCACGACGACCCCGCCGACUACCACCGUCGCGACGCCCGGUCACCACGCACCACGUGCCAGUGUUUAACGGCUGAUAUUUGUAUUUCGGAACGCCCUUAAGGUCAAAAGUUAUUGGUAUUUUGCGCGUGGUACUUUUUUUCGUAUCGAAGGAGGAAUUUCAUUUGAAGUAUUCGAUCUUUCGCGGUUCACUGCGAAAAUUCUAUUUUCUGGAUCGCACGAGUGCCAAAACGACUUUGAGUAGUUCGAGCUCGAAAACAAAGUGAAAAUAUCAUGGAAAUUCUCUUGGAAAACUGACCGACACUUCUGCCACACUGUUUCGAUAUCUCGAUGGCUGAACGAGAGUUUACAAAUGUUUUUUAACCUUUUGACCUCAAGGGUAUGUAUAUAAGAUAUUUAACCUUCCAGAAAUAGAGGAGCAAAGAUUUUUCGCCUAUUGAUGACCGGGGAAAAGUUGUGUCGUGUGUGCAUUCGUUCGUUGUAAAAAAUAUCGUGUGAGAAAAAUAUUUUCAGAAACGGAUUUCAGAUUGAGUGGCCUUAUUAGCAUUUUUUCAAUAACGAAACCCGAGAAAACAAAAUCUAGAUCGUCUCUGCAAACGUACUUUCGUUUAACAAACGACCCAAUCAAAAUUUUUGCUUCCCAAAUGGAACGAAUUUGUCUCGAAUAUAAAACCAACAAGAUUCCAUUUUCCAUCGCUUCGUUCGUUAAAAAAAAUUAUCAAAUAUUUCGACAUUGCUGAGAGAGUAAAAACCUAUCGAGAGCGAUAAAGCCGAGCGACUCAAACGACCCGAUCGGUCCAACGAAACGAACAUUUGAAAUGAUUCUUUCUCCAGGCUCGAUUUUAUUCCAUCAGCCGAACGCAAUAUCUGUAAGAAAUUUAAAAAACUGCCGCGUCAACGAUGUAAAAAAUGACAGGAAAAAUCCUAUAAAUAUGUGAAAUGAAAAUGAAGCAAAUCGAGUGAAGAAAUAAAUCGACGUGAAGAACGUCUCAUUAUCGCA